This is a messenger RNA of Rhinichthys klamathensis goyatoka, 3087 nucleotides long. RefSeq lists its product as uncharacterized. The record is from RefSeq and is a predicted model, not a curated record. The coding region runs from base 248 to 2866 and encodes 872 amino acids. The transcript has 15 exons. Gene Ontology annotation, biological process: protein transport to vacuole involved in ubiquitin-dependent protein catabolic process via the multivesicular body sorting pathway. Lineage: Eukaryota; Metazoa; Chordata; Actinopteri; Cypriniformes; Leuciscidae. Gene Ontology annotation, cellular component: ESCRT-0 complex. Gene Ontology annotation, molecular function: protein binding.
AAGAACUUCCUGUUGACGCUCGUGCGUCCUGACAAUAGAUCCUGAUACACCAGUCCGAGUUUACAUAGAAAAACAGAAACUAUUUCACAUGACAGCAUCAAACUAAACGCUCAUCUGAGAGGAGAAACCUCCCGUCCGCUGGAUUCAGAGUUUGAUCACAGUUGGAGCGAGUUUCCGAGGAGGAGGAAUGCCGUUUAGCUCUAUGUCUUGGUGUUUUAGACAGUAAAUAAACCGUGUUUCUCCCGGUAUGGCGGAGGCUCGAGCUGACGAUGACGAGGAGCGAAUGCGCGAGCCCGGCGGCGCGAGACGGAGCGCAGAACAUUCAGACAGAAACAAACCGGAUCAGCGCCUCUCCAGCCAAGGCCCGCUGUCCUCCAUCAGAGCCGUCAUCAAGCGCACAUCGAGAACGAGCUCUCAAAGUGACCAUCAGCGGGAACGGAGACGUCCAGAAAUCACCAUCCUCUCUGCUGAACCCCUUCCGUCCAAUACGUGGUUCCCAGGGAAUUCUGGGGCGUUUCCCCCGGCCCCGCCCCCAGCCCCGCCCACAUGGGCUGCUACCGCGGCAACAGUGCAGCUCCCGCCUCCUUCAUAUGAGCAAGUGAUCCGAGAAAAGAGCCGAGAACAGAAUAUUCCCUCUUCGUCGUCUUCAUCUUCUCGUCUCUCUACCUGCACCAUCGCCACUCAGACGGACACACACUCCCCCGGCCCACGAUCCUCCGCUGCUCGUCCAGUUCACAAACCCCCCAAACCCCCGCGCCCCUCGUUGCCUCUCAAACACACGUCUGACCCGGACCGGUCCAACCCGAAGCCUCGAGACGCUCAACACGAGCAGUGUGGCGUUCAGACUGACUUCGAUGACAUCACCGGUGACAUCAGCCCCAUAGGCCCCGCCCCCACCACCAAGUUUUCCACCCAGAGCGACUUUGAUGAAAUCAUCGGUGAUACCUGUGACAUCAGUUCCAUAGGCCCCGCCCCCACCGCCAAGUUUUCCACCCAGAGCGACCUCGAUGACAUCACCGGUGACAUCAGCCCCAUAGGCCCCGCCCCCACCACCAAGUUUUCCACCCUGAGAGACCUUGAUGACAUCAUCGGUGACAUAAGUUCCAUAGACCCCGCCACCACCGCCAAGUUUUCCACCCAGAGCGACCUCGAUGACAUCACCGGUGACAUCAGCCCCAUAGGCUCCGCCCCCUCCGCCAAGACUUUCACCCAGAGCAACUUCGAUUUCCCAGUCGAACCCAUGAAAGAGGAGGCGAGGGCUCGUCCCAGACCUCGACCUCGCUCCACGGUCGCCUUGCGACCCGUCGUUCUAGACCAGCCAAUCACGAGGGAGGUCAAAGUUCAGACGCUAGUGCGCUUAAAGGACGAUGGGGCCGACAGCGUGUUCGCCGGGUUCGACGACUCUCCGUCGAACAUCUCCAGCAAAUACCUGCAAGACCUUCUGGACGUGUUCGGCUCGGACGAAACGCAUGGAGAAAGUCAAGAAAGCAAAGCGAGUGAUGUAGAAGAUGAGAAAAAUAUGGCUGCUUGUUCUGUCAUAACAUCUGAACCUUUAGAACCGUUAGAACCGUUAAAUAGACCACAACCACGUCCUAGAACUCAGAAAUCCAAACCCCAGCUCGCCCCAAAACCAUCAGUCUUUGAUGUUUUUGACACUACCGUUGAGCAAAACCCAUCCAAACUCCUGAGUCCACCGGUACCAGCACCCAGACCCCUUCUGAACAAACUCCAGAGUCCGUCAGAGUCGUGUUCAUCCACUAAACCUUCACCUGCCACCCGACCUGCCAGUUCAUCUCAGAGGAGAAACUCAGAAGAUCAAGCUAUAAACACUCCAGUCAAGAAGACACCUGUGACGCCGACCGACAGGAACGUCGGAAAACGUUCAUCAGUUCCCAAACACUCCCGGCCACCUCCACCUGUGCUCAGGAAUAUGGCGUCCCCCUCACAGGCCGCUGUGGAUGUUUCCAGAGCCGCCAACGCCUCAGUUCCUCCUCUGCCUCCGAGACCCAGUGGUGGAAGACUCCUCCCCCUUCGCCCUCCUCCAGUCAAAGUGGCCAAACCUGCAGGCUGCGCCUCCUCCCCUACUGCGACCAAUCAGCUGCCAAGCAGCAGAGCUCCAAAGAGAGCCCCGCCCCUCCCUCCCCGACCGAAACCAGGACAUCCGCUAUAUAAGCGCUAUUCUAGCAAAGUUCUUCAAGCAGAAACAGAGGAGGAGAAUAUCAGCAAAGAGCAAGAGGAACCAUCGGAGGAAACAUCUUUCCAUGAAGAGGAGCAGCUGAUUGUCCUCGAUGAUACAGACAUCCUAGAAACACAGUCGAAUACACUCCAUGACCUCUGCCCCUCAGAGGUCAAAGGUCAAGAUGUGACUGUCAGUGGGGUUCAGCUGGAACACACACCCUCAGAGCAGCAGAUCCAACAGAACAUGCAAAACAGCAUGCACAAUUCCUGUAUCAGUUUCUCUCUUCCUCUUUCCAGGUUUGUUGUGGCCCGUUUUGCAUUUGAGGGGGGGGAGGGUGAGCUGACUUUCAGUGAAGGUGAUGUCAUCACUCUUGUGGAAUAUGCAAAUGAGGAGUGGGGGCGUGGCAUUCUGAACCGACGAAUGGGAAUCUUCCCUCUCAGUUUCAUCCAGGCUAAAGAGGAAACUGAUGUGUUGCCAGGGAAACCGGUUCUGGAAUCUCCUGGAGGGCGGAGCAGAGGACGAGCACUUUAUGAGUUCAGGCCGGAGUGUGAGGACGAGCUCUGUCUGAAGGCAGGAGACAUAGUGUGUGAUUUGGAGGACAUGGAUGCCGAGUGGUUCGCUGGAGAAUCCGGUGGGAAACGUGGCAUCGUCCCUAAAAACUACAUCCAAGUGUUGCUGGACCCAUGAACCCUGAACAUGUCCUGUCAUGUGCCUGAUGAGCGUUUCUACAUUAUGCCUUAUUUAGAUGUAAUACACUUAAAGAAGGUCAGUGACGGGAUGUUAGUUUGUGAAGCGUAUGGAGAACUCCUGUAUUCUACUGACUCCAGUCUGUGUGUGUGUGUGUGUGUGUGGCCGUAUGAAUUUGUUUACAGAGUUUUAACCCACAUUAAACUCAUCCGUUACAUAAA